Molecule: messenger RNA, 3642 nt
Organism: Zophobas morio
Lineage: Eukaryota; Metazoa; Arthropoda; Insecta; Coleoptera; Tenebrionidae
Product: discoidin domain-containing receptor 2-like
Exons: 17
Coding region: 143-2896 (917 amino acids)
Biological process (GO): cell surface receptor protein tyrosine kinase signaling pathway; positive regulation of neuron projection development; positive regulation of phosphatidylinositol 3-kinase/protein kinase B signal transduction
Cellular component (GO): plasma membrane; signaling receptor complex
Molecular function (GO): ATP binding; protein tyrosine kinase collagen receptor activity; collagen binding
Source: RefSeq, a predicted model, not a curated record
CCGAGUCCGGAACUGUUACUAAAUUAACGGUUAACGUCGUGACAUGUUACACGUUUAUUUUCGAUAUCGUGAAAAGUAACUUGACAACUUGUCGGUGAAAACAGCCAUCGAGGGAAGACAAGGUUCAUGUGACCCACAGCGGAUGAAAAUGUGGAUCUCCAAUGAGUUUGGAUUUCUGGUGUUCUCAGUGGCAACUUUCAGUUGGUUAAAUGUUCUUGCAGCUUUCGAAACAAGAUACUGCAAUGAACCACUUGGUAUGGAGUCUGGCACUAUUCCUGAUGAGGCCAUCACAGCUAGUUCCUCUUACGUUCCCAACGUCGGAGCUCGAAAUGGCAGGCUUCGCGUAGAGAAAGCAGGGGGAGGAUGGUGUCCAAAACAACAAGUGGAAAGAGGAAUUAGAGAAUAUCUACAAGUAGAUUUAGGAGAGGUUUACGUAGUCACAGGAGUACAAACUCAAGGAAGAUACGAUAGAGGUCGAGGUCAAGAAUAUGCUGAAGAGUACACAGUCGAGUAUUGGAGGCCUGGAUUAAGUGAAUGGAAGGAAUAUAAACGAUGGGACAAUAAACAGAUAUUACGAGGCAACAGUGACACUGCAACCGUAGAAAGCCAGCGACUAAUGCCGCCCGUAUUUGCCAGCAAAGUGCGAAUUCUACCCUACAGUGUCCACAGGAGGACCAUUUGCUUGCGAAUAGAACUUCUGGGAUGUCCAUAUGAAGGUGGAAUUAUGUCAUACGCCGCUCCCGAAAGUUCUGAAGCAUCACAAGGACUCUAUGACAGUUCUUACGAUGGCAGCCGUGUCGACGGAGAACUGCAAGGAGGUCUUGGACGUCUUGUAGACGGUGAAUUUGGUGCUGACAACUUCAGACUGGACAUUGGUUACGGAAAAGGUAACGGAUGGAUUUCUUGGAAAAACGACAGUGUUCCUAACGGCUACGUGGAACUCACGUUCGAAUUUGACCAAAUACGUAAUUUUACCGAAGUGCACCUCUUCACUAACAAUUUUUUUAGUCGAAAUGUUCAGGUUUUCUCGAAAGCGAAAGUGAUGUUCAGCAUUGGAGGACGCUUCUACAAUGGCCCAACCCUGUCCUAUUCAUACAUGCCGGAUCGAGUGCUGGAAAAUGCUCGGAACGUCUCCAUUAAUCUUCAUCAAAGACUCGCUCGUUUCAUCAAACUGCGUCUGUUUUUCGCGGACCGCUGGAUGAUGCUCAGUGAAGUAGCCUUUGAUUCUGUGCCUGUCGCAUUCAACAUUUCCGAAGAGGAAACUCUUGAUCUUAGCGAAAACGAAGUCGUAAUUAGUUCGUCCGAUGGAAACCCAUUGGACGCCUUUGAAACAAUUGCAGCUCGCAAAGAAAGUGAUACUUACGUGGAAAUAAUCAUAGGUGUCUUAACGGCAAUAAUGUUGUUACUUUUAGUAGUUUUUGUGGUAAUUUUAAUACUGAAUAAGCGACACAAGUUGCAAGGGUCACCGACUUUACUCAAGAAUCCGUUCGGCGUCACUAUUAAUAUGAAGGAUUUACUAAUGAAUUUGUCGUCAAGCAAUAACGCAGCUGCCAGCAGCCAUCCGACGCCUGUAAGUCAAGAAGCACCCGGUGAUUCGUCAUCAGCUUCUUUUGAACAGUAUCGAUCACCGCUUGUAGGCAAUUACUAUACACCAAAUUAUGCAACGUUGAGGUGUUCAUCAACAAUAGAAGAACCGGAAGAACCUCCGGAAGUACCUCCGUUACCCGACUCACCAACUCUACAUCAAAGUCCCAUUUCGGCCUCGUCUCCUCUUCACUACAGAAGUUUACAAAGCACGCCAGCAAUAAGUCCUAAGUCGAAGAUGAUUAAUUUAGGAAAUUAUUUUCCGAGAGUUGCUACUGAUCCACCAAAUCGGAAACGAUAUCACACAGCGCCUAGGGAGAAACAGAGGAUACCACCACCAGUUGUGUGCUGGAACAUAGCACCAAGUAUGGGUCACGCUUACAAUUGCAGAGAAGCAGAAUUAGUACCGAUUCCACGAUAUUCUCUCAGGCCACUGGAAAAACUCGGAUCCUGUCACGCUGGAGAGAUUACACUUUGUGAAACGGAAGGUUUAGAAGACAUAAUUCCGGGCGUAUGUCGUUUAGUGGCUGUCCGAACACCAAGUCCGGAAAGAGCGAAAAGUGAUGCUGCGACAGGUUCAAUGGAAUCACUUCGAGAAGUCCGCUUUCUAGCCAGCUUAUCUGAUCCGAAUAUUUGUAAAGUUCUGGGAGUUUGUACGGCCGAACAGCCGCCCUGGACCGUCAUUGAAUACGGUGAAAUGGGAGAUCUAGCUCAAUAUCUGCAGUUUCUCGUCAAUAGAAAUGGAACUGUUCGGUCCUCGACCGAUCAACCCGUAAGUGUGGAUAAUCUCAUUUACAUGGCAACCCAAAUAGCUUCCGGGAUGAAAUACCUAGAGAAUAAACACGUAGUUCACAAAGACUUGGCCGCUAGAAAUUGCCUCGUCGGAAGAAGAUAUAUAGUGAAAAUAGCGGAUGUAGCUAUGUGUAAAGCUCAAUAUAGGAAAGAUUACGCUGAAAUUGGAGGUCGACCACCUGCUCCUAUACGUUGGCUACCGUGGGAGAGCAUUCUUCUUGAUCGAUAUUCGUGCUCAAGUAGUGUAUGGGCUUUUGCCGUCACAUUAUGGGAGAUUCUCAGUUUUGCAUGUGAACGACCUUUUAAUAAAUUAUCUAAUGAAAAAGUUAUUCAAAAUGCCGAACACAUGUACUAUGGGGGCGAACUACAAGUUCUUUUAUGCAAACCUCCAAUUUGCUCAACAGAGAUUUAUGAACUGAUGUGUCAAUGUUGGAAAAGAGAUGACACCGAAAGACCUACAUUUAAACAAAUUUGUUUAUUCUUGAAUCAUCAGAAUAAGGACUAUUCCCCAACGGACUGAUAUUAACACUUAAGUAUUAUAAUUUUAAUUAUACAGGGUGAUCAAAGUAUUUUCCUGCCGUUAGGGUGUUUUUCAAACAUGAAUAUAUUUUAUUGUUCUAAUAUAUUAUUUGUUUUCUAAAUAUUGCCACAACACUUUUAUAUCCAAAAGAGAGUUUUACCAUUGUAACGCAAUGUAAUUAAUAAAAAGGUUGUAUCUAUGUUGUAUGUUAAUUAUUUAUUUAUACAAACUUAGUACAAAAUACAAUGUAUUACUUAUACGUCACAAAACAAUUAAUUGACUGUGUGAAAAAGUUGCUAUUACCUACGUCAUCUGGUUGCAAUUGCUUAAACUACUGUAUAUUAACAUCUUUGAUCACUACAUAUCUGUUUUCUUUUAAGAUAGAUAUGCAUAUAAUAAAAUAGUUCCAUCUUCAUAUUGAAGAUUUUGCUUAAAUUAGACAGUACUAUUUAAAGUACUUUAUAUUGUUUUGUAUUCUUUUUAGCAAACUAAUAAAUGACUGGCGUUUGGAGUUUACAAUGUUUCUUUUAUUUUAGGUGAUUUCACAAAGGGAUUACAUAUUGGUGAAGUAUUGUUUGCCAUACGGAUUUUAGACUUCUGUUUGUGCACCAAAGAAUAGCUCUAAAGAAUUUAACAAAAUGUAACAAAUCUAGAUAAUUUUAAAUAGUUUGAUCACUCUGUAGUACAAAGUCAUAUUUAGAAGCUAUUGCACAUUCUUUGAUAUUGUUAUGUAUAUAUUUAUUUUA